Tarenaya hassleriana is the source of this 1711-nucleotide messenger RNA. RefSeq names its product formamidopyrimidine-DNA glycosylase. The coding region runs from base 188 to 1507 and encodes 439 amino acids. Gene Ontology annotation, biological process: base-excision repair. NCBI's taxonomy places the organism in Eukaryota, Viridiplantae, Streptophyta, Magnoliopsida, Brassicales, Cleomaceae. Gene Ontology annotation, cellular component: nucleus. Gene Ontology annotation, molecular function: oxidized purine nucleobase lesion DNA N-glycosylase activity; damaged DNA binding; DNA-(apurinic or apyrimidinic site) endonuclease activity. The transcript is spliced from 10 exons. The record is from RefSeq and is a predicted model, not a curated record.
UAGUUUUACAAAAUAUUUUUCUGGAUCGGUGUGGCUUCAUGUUAAAGUACGCUGAAGGUUGCAAAAUGAGAAAAAUCCACUAGCGGAGUUUAAUCGCCGGACAUUCCAUUCACUUUUACCCUUGAAAAGCGCGCGAAGGAGAACCAAAGAGAGCUUUGAGCAAACCCUAAAGUCGACGACCGGAAACAUGCCGGAGCUUCCGGAGGUGGAGGCCGCGAGGAGGGCCAUUGAGGACAACUGCUUGGGGAAGAAGAUCAAGCGAUCCAUCAUCGCCGCCGACAAUAAGGUGAUCGACGGAAUCUCCCCGUCGGAAUUCGAAACGUCGAUCCUCGGCAAAACCAUCGUCUCUGCUCGUAGGAAGGGAAAGAACCUCUGGCUCGAGCUCGAUUCCCCCCCGUUUCCCUCAUUCCAGUUCGGUAUGGCUGGUGCUAUCUAUAUAAAAGGCGUCUCAAUUACAGAGUAUAAGAGGUCUGCUGUCAAGGACACAGAGGAAUGGCCAUCCAAAUAUUCUAAGUUUUUCGUGGAGCUUGAUGAUGGCCUGGAGCUUUCUUUCACGGACAAGAGGAGAUUUGCCAAAGUUCGGCUGCUAGAAAAUCCUGCUUCUGUACCGCCAAUUUCAGAGCUUGGCCCUGAUGCAUUGUUGGAGCCUAUGACAGUUGAUGAACUUGCAGAAAGCUUCGCUAAGAAGAAGAUAGCCAUCAAACCUCUCUUACUUGAUCAGAAUUUCAUUUCAGGUAUUGGAAACUGGAUUGCUGAUGAAGUGCUUUACCAAGCAAGAAUCCACCCUCUUCAGACCUCUUCCAGUAUGUCCAACGAACAAUGUGCUGCUUUACACAAAUCCAUCAAGGAGGUCAUUCAGCAUGCAGUUCAAGUCAAUGCUAAUAGCAAAGAGUUUCCUCAAAAAUGGUUGUUUCAUUUUCGGUGGGGACGAAAACCCGGGAAAGUUGAUGGGAAGAAGGUUGAGUUCAUAACUGCAGGUGGCAGGACAACAGCCUAUGUGCCCGAGCUGCAAAAGCUUUCUGGGAAAGAUGUGGCAAAAGCAGCAAAGGUCAAAGCAGCAAAAAAUGGUGCUAAAUCUAAAGAAGGCAAUGAAGAUGAAGAUGAAGAUGAAGAGGAAGAUGAACAAGAAAAAGAGGGUGAAGAUGGUGGUGCUAAAUUGAAGAAAGGGCAGAAACCUAGAGGGCGUGGUAAGAGGCUUGCUGGAAAGAGAAAACCCAAAGAGAGUGAUGAUGAGGAUGAUGGCGAGGUGGAAGAGAAUGAUGCCAAACCAAAGAAAAGUGUGGUGGCACCCAGAGGUCGCGGCAUGAAGGCAACAGGAAAGAGAAAAUCUGAAGACAGCAAUGCGGAUGUUGAUGAUUCUGGAACAGAUGAUGAUGGUGAUGAUGAUGAUGAUGAUGAUGAUGAUGGUGGAAACAAGAAACCAAGAAAGCGAGCGAGAGCAGGCAAGGCAACCCAACAGAAAGCUCCUGCAAAAACUAGUAAGAAGAAGCCCAAGGGAAGGAGUUAAGACGCAGACAGCUCCUAGCCUUCCUACAUGUUUUUGUGGGUAGCCACUGCCCAGAUGCUAAUUCCUAAGCCAGGUUUUGUAAGAAUAUUGUCAGAUGCAUUAAAUAUCCUUAUGUUUUUUUUUGUGAGUAACAAAGUCUAGACUGCCCUUAAUCAUAUGUAUGAUGCAACUGUUUCUAGUUAUUUAGUCCAUUUCUUUACCUCA